Siniperca chuatsi (mandarin fish) is the source of this 5188-nucleotide messenger RNA. It is a transcript of the gene ranbp10, whose product is annotated as RAN binding protein 10. Gene Ontology annotation, cellular component: cytoplasm. The transcript is spliced from 14 exons. The coding region runs from base 562 to 2106 and encodes 514 amino acids. Gene Ontology annotation, biological process: cell surface receptor signaling pathway; cytoskeleton organization. The record is from RefSeq and is a predicted model, not a curated record. NCBI's taxonomy places the organism in Eukaryota, Metazoa, Chordata, Actinopteri, Centrarchiformes, Sinipercidae. Gene Ontology annotation, molecular function: protein binding.
CGCCGGAAGACCAGUUUGCUUCCCCGGGACAGACAUUCACGCUGAAUCCCCGAGCCGCACCGAAGAUGGACAUCUGACUUAGAGCCAGCUCUGAAAGAAGACUGCUAAAAGAGCCGUUUCAAGUUCUGGGGUCUAACACGACAAAGGUUAGAAAAGAAGAAACACUGGACUUCACGCAGUAGCCACGUGGUGCAGAGAAGGAGAAAUAGAGAGCGAUAGAGAGACAGAGACUCAAAGACUUAACUGUUAAAGAAAUAAACUCUAUUAGCGCUCCUAAAUUGCUGCUCCUAAAUUAAAGGAGUCGCUACAUUGUGUUGCAGCACCUGCAUCUUAACGAUACCACUGUUAGGACCAUAACGGACUUUAAACUCAGUGAACAUCUGGCAGACGCUCACACCAUGUUGCCAUAACAACUAACAAAGGAAGCAUCAUCAGCCUGAUUAUGGAAGGAGAGAUAUCUGACCCAGGACCGAUCACCCACAGAGUGCCCCAGAGGAAUGGCGCUAUUUCUCCCCUCCCCUCCAGAGCAACGUCUACCUUGCCUAGCCAAAACUCAGGUACAUGGGCAUCGGCCUGUCUGCUCAGGGAGUCAACAUGAACAGGCUGCCUGGAUGGGACAAGCACUCAUACGGUUACCAUGGAGAUGACGGCCACUCCUUCUGCUCCUCCGGGACUGGCCAACCGUACGGCCCAACGUUCACCACGGGGGACGUGAUUGGCUGCUGCGUUAACCUCAUCAACAACACUUGCUUUUACACCAAAAAUGGCAUCAGUUUAGGUGUAGCCUUCACAGACCUCCCUCCCAACCUGUACCCCACUGUGGGGCUUCAAACUCCGGGUGAGAUUGUAGACGCUAACUUUGGCCAGCAGCCGUUUGUCUUCGACAUCGAGGACUACAUGAGCGAAUGGCGGGCCAAGAUCCAUGGCAUGAUCGCUCGCUUCCCCAUAGGAGAGAGGCUGGGGGAGUGGCAGGCCGUCCUGCAGAAUAUGGUGUCCAGCUACCUGGUGCAUCAUGGGUACUGUGCCACUGCAACAGCCUUUGCCAGAGCCACAGAGACCAUGAUACAAGAGGACCAGACAUCUAUAAAGAACAGACAGAGAAUACAGAAGCUGGUGCUGGCAGGACGGGUGGGCGAAGCCAUAGAAGCUACUCAGCAGCUUUAUCCCGGCCUGUUAGAACACAACCCCAACCUCUUAUUCAUGUUGAAGUGUCGUCAAUUCGUGGAGAUGGUGAACGGUACAGACAGUGAGGUUUGCUGCUUUAACAUUCGCUCGCCCAAGUCCCAGGACAGUUACCCUGGCUCACCCAGCGUCAGCCCCCACCACGGAGCCAGCAACACACACCUGCACACUGGAGGAGCAGACAGCCCGACCUGCAGUAAUGGGGUGACUCCCCCCAACAAGUCAAAGAGCCACAGUGGCGCCGGCACCAGCAGCCUCAAAUACCCCAGCGUGUCCUCCUCCGCCUCCUCCUCCACCUCUUCCUCCCCUUCCUCCGUCAACUACACCGAGUCCAACUCCUCCGACUCCACUAAGAGCCAGCCACACAGCACCAACAGCACCCAGGAAACCAGUGACAGUGAGAUGGAGAUUGAAGCAGAGCACUAUACCAACGGGGUUGUUGAGAGCUCCUCAGCGCGGAUCAUGAAUGGCACAUACAAACACGAAGAGAUCCUUCAGCCAGAUGACAACAGCAUUGGCAAUGGGGUCACAGAUGUGGGUUGUAGUAAUAGUAGACAGCUUUGUGGAGGGAACCAGGCAGCCACAGAGAGGAUGAUCCAGUUUGGACGGGAGCUACAGGCUCUCAAUGAACAGCUGUGCCGCGAGUACGGCAAGAACGCCACACACAAGAAGAUGUUACAGGAUGCAUUCAGCCUGCUAGCGUACUCAGACCCGUGGAACUGCCCCGUGGGCCAGCAGUUAGACCCUACGCAGAGAGAAUCGCUCUGCUCCGCACUCAACAGCGCCAUACUGGAGUCCCAAAAUCUGCCUAAGCAGCCUCCGCUAAUGUUAGCGCUCGGCCAGGCCACAGAGUGUGUUCAGCUCAUGGCCCGAGUCCGGUCUGGUUCCUGCUCCUUCGCCAGAGUAGAUAACUUUUUGCACUAGCCCAGGUCCAGGUUAAUGUUAAGUAGCACUGAGAGAGGCAUGUCCAGCAGGUAGUUGUCAUGGCGACGGAGGAACGAGCAUGCGUGUGUUUGGCUGUCCGUCAGACCGAGCCAGCGGCACAGACAGAGGAGCAGAGGAGAGCGCGAGAGAAGAAAGCUUCCUUUUACUUUAGUAUUAUCAAAUAAAAAAUGUGUGACACUAUUUAAAGAUAAUUAAUUAUUAUUCUGUUUAUCUAGCCAUUUUUAUAGUUCUUUUUUUGUCAGUUUGUUGUGCUCAUCCUGGACAAAACAAAUUGUAAUUCCCCUUUUUAUUUUUCUUCUGUUUUGAUGGGUGGAUUUUGAUUCCCUACAAUCAGUAUUUUAGUCACAUUGUUGUUGUUCACCAUAUCACAGACCACAAUACCCACAUCUGGUUACCACGGUGCCCCCUCACGACUGCAGGUCAACUUAACAAAACCUGAGGUAUAUUAACUUCAUUUUUAAUUAGAACCAGAAGGCAGACAGACUCUGAGCCCUAUAUCCCCCUAAAAUAUCCACUUGGAAGUGCAUUCAUUACUUGAAAUGCAUUCAGGAGGGUGAGCAAACCAGUGCCCAGCAUGAAAAACACCUCUGAUUGUGUGGAGCAGAUCGUUAGCUCUGGUCAAGGCUGAUGACGUAUAGGAAACACUACUACUGAUAGAAAAUGGACUGAUGUAAGACAAAAGUGGGCCCCCAAAUUAUUCCAGAAAGUUGGAAAUAAAAAUGUAGGGCUGUAUGUCACAGUAAUGUAAUGUUUCAUGAAUAAAAUGCUUUGAGCUAACAGGCUGGUAGCCAAAGAACAGGACACAUCCUGAAAAAAACAUCACUCGUGUAAAAAACAUAAUUGAAGAGCCUCUGCAGUGGUAAACACUGCCAGUAACCAGGGGGAGAGGGUGAUGACAAGGGAUUCAAUUGGAAUAUUAGAGGUGUUGGAGCCUUAAUUUUACUGUAACGACCACAGCAUCGACCAAUCAGUGAGGUGGUUGCAGGUGGCAGAGCUCUGCCCCAGCGGCAGCUACAACACCCGCUCUCAGGAGCCAACCUAACACUAUUAUCAUGGUCACCUUAAUGCCAGCAUAGAGAAAAUCAGUAUCAAAGGCAGACUAACAAGCAGAGUGUGUAUGGCUAAAAGUCAAGUCACCCCUGGGGAUUUCAUUACUCCAGUCCAUCGUCCCCAGCCUGACUUGCUCUAUGCAGGUGCUGACACCAUUAGAAUUUCAAAUUAAGAGGUGAAAUCAUUUCACAAAUAGGAAGGUUUUAAAUUUUAGGGUGCACUUUGUGAUAAUUAAAUCACAGUCUUUCUUUCCUCUUGGGCAUUUGAUUCCAAACCACUCAAAGGUUGUGAAAACCAGUUGCAUGUGUUGGAAAAAGACUCAGACCCCACUAUUUAUCUAACACCCAUAAACUUGACUUGACUAUGUUCUACCUAUUAUUGGACAGGAGGACAUAGUCAAGUCAAGUUUAUUGUUUAUAUAGCCCAAAACCCCAAGUUUGUCCCAGAUGGGAAAAGAAGGAUUUUUUUUUUGUUCAGAUUUGCUGCUGACCACCAUGAGAUUUACAAACAAAGUAACCACAUUGCUCCUGUUCAGGAGGUCCUGUUUUGGAGUAAGAUCAGUUGUAACAACACUACCAAUUACCACUUCCAGCCCCCACAGCAUGAAAUUACAGUUACAGCAUCUUUUGUGAACCACUUCUCGCUGUCCUCCACUUUGUAUGGAGCCCCAAAGUGUUCAAUAUUAAAUUAAUAUUCAUUCAUAUGAUUAUUUAUUUCAUAAUGUCUUUAUUUAGAGUAAAAUAUAUCAUUGAACCAAUAAAUUGUGAAAUAAUUAAAUUUCGCAUGUUGGUCUAUUGAAAAUGCCCUUUUUCAAAAGUCUGUCUUUAUUUCAUAACGUCACUUUUCAUGACAGCUGUGUUGUCACCAGUGCCCGCCCACUCACCUUUCAACCAGUCUCCAGUUUAUCUUGGCAGGCCCAACAACUGCAACCAAGCUGGAGCCAGUUUGCUCCUAUUUACUAGUAGAUAACUUACUUGCUAGUUGGUAAUUUUGAAUCAACCAAUUAGUUGCUGCUGCUCAUAAACACACUACACAGUAGCUAAUCUUUCUUUUUAUUUAGCUUAACAAGGCUACAUAUGCUACCUACCUAGCCAGCUAACUAGCUAGGCUGGCUUGUGGGCUUGGAUUUAUAACUCUGCAUCAAAGUGAAUAACCAGUGUUAAACGCAGCAGCUAACAUUAGCUGGUUAAUUCAGAAUUACUUUGGCAGUCUUGUGAUUCUGGAAAUGUUUCUCAGAGCAAGUCACACAACUCUGUGAAGAGCAAAAACACAGUCUUUGUCUUUGCUAUAGCCAACAGGAGCUAGCUAGCUUGCUAGCUGGCAGUUAGUGGGCCUGAGUUGAGUUUUGAUGAUUUAUUAAAUUAUUUCACAGUUUAUUGGCUCUUUUAUAAUGUAUAUUUUACUCUGUUCAUAAGAUUAUUUAUUAUUUCAUAAUGUCUUCUUUAUUAAUUUAAUAUUGGACAUGUCGGCUCCUUUUUUAGAAGCUUGGGGGAAGUCAAGAUCAUCAUUAUCUGCUUUCUGUCUCUGUAUCCAAACAGAUGAUUGUUCAUGCCAAAAUUACAAAUUGAACUCAUCUGUAUGCAAUUUCCAUGUGUAUCAAUAAUUGGAUUUUGAUUACAGAACUUGUUUUUGUUCCAUCCCUUAGCUUUAUCUGAAACAUAAUUCUUUUGUUUUUAAAGCAGACUUAUUUUCAACCAAAUAGCAAUGACUGAAUGUUGUCUGACUCUGGCUGCUUUGUUGUGACCUGCCAAAUGGCUUGUGGAUCCACCCUGAAGUGUAUAUUACCAUUUAUAAGAGCAUUUUAAGUCUAUGGUAGAGAAAUAUGGAAUAAUAUAAUAUUGGAGAUGUGUGUAUGCAAUGUGGGGUUCACUACAGGGUAUGUGGUCAAACUUUUUACCAAUCUGGUUUUUAUAAACACCUUCUGCUAUAAUAGGAACUAUUCUAAUAACCACACAUACAGUACACAGUAAAGGACUUCUGUUACACACACACACACACACACACACACUUG